ACUGGACAGAGCGCAAGAAUGAACUAGGAGUGGUUUCAGUUUCCGACCGGAGGAAAACCCUUUCAGCAUAACGGUAUUAUCACUUACCCAUACGAACAAAACGGUUUCAGAUUUAAGUCAAGACACGCAAAACAAGGAAUGACAGAAAAUAAAGUGUCUUGCAGUUCUUCCUGGAUCUUCUGUUAGUGAUUCCACAGCUGCUGGAUGAGCGGUGCUUUGUCUUAGUCUAACUUGUCAUUGCUGGAAUGUGCCGUGAUUAAAGGAGCUGCCCCGCUGUUACACACACACUUUGUCGGAUCACACACACUCGUCUCGCCAUCACCAUGUUGGCCCUCCUGUUGUGUGCUCUGUUGGCUGUGAACUCUCUCGCUCUGGAUGUCCAUGUCCCAGAAUCCCCUGUGGUGGCACUGUUUGGAAUGGAUACAGUCAUCAACUGCUCAUUCUCAGGGGUCACAAAUUUUAACCUAUCUGACCUGAGUGUGUUCUGGCAGCUAUCAGACACAAAACGUACCGUACACAGUUAUUGGCAGAGCCAAGAUCAGCUGGCUGACCAAGAUGAGAGAUUCGCAAACCGCACCAGCCUGUAUCCAGAUCAGCUGAUGGCAGGUAACGCGUCGCUCUUGCUGAGGAAAGUCCGGGUAGUGGAUGAGGGCAGCUACUCCUGUUUCGUCAGGGUGCGGACACACAGCAGUGCCGCCUUGCUUAUGCAAGUAGCAGCUCCGUUCUCCAAGCCACUGGUCACCUGGGACACAGAGUCCAACCUCAGGCCUGGUGAAGUGGUGGCCCUCACCUGUGUGGCAUACGGGGGUUACCCUGAAGCAGAGGUGCUGUGGCAAAAUGGGGCAGGACGCAACCUUACAGACAAUAUCACUAUCUCGCAAGUAGCCAAUGAGGAGGGGCUCUUCAGUGUGAAAAGUGUUCUGACGGUGAUUCUGGAGCCCAAUAGUACUUACAAUUGCAGAUUGACCAAUCCACUGUUAGGGGAGGAAGGACAAGCAUCUGUUACAAUCACAACCCAGAAUCUGGUUUUCCCACCAGUGGCUUUGUGGGUGACCAUUGGUUUGGCUGUGUGUUUGCUGGGACUGCUUAUCGCGCUGGCUGCUGUCUGCCGCAGGAAAAUCAAAGAGAGCUUUGAGGAGAUGAGAGCUGAGGAAGAAGCUAAAGAACUUGAGGAAGCCAAAGAACUAAAAGAAACCAAUUCAGCUGCAACACCUCUAAAGAGCUAAAACUGGAUACCAAAGGGUUGAGGCCAGAAGUCGAUGAGUGCCAUGAGAAACCAUUCCGUCAAAUCCAGCCUUGUCUGAUCCAGAUAUAUUUCCUUAGCAUUUAUCAAAAGGGCCUAAUAUUGUACAUUUGUUUUUUACCCAAGGAUAGUUAUACAUAUGACAUUUCACUCAAUUUAUUUCCUGUGUGCACAAGGGAAGUCAUAUAACGGGUGAAAUAAAGCAAUAAUUUUUGCUUAGAUAGAACUCCUUGGUUGAUCCUGACAACCUGCCCAUCUUCUGAGAUGAAAUUAUUUUGUCGUUCUCAAAACUGGAAUAAAUUGUAAAUACACAAGUAUGAGAAACCAGACAUGAAGUGCAGCCAAGACAAUACUGAACCUCCCAUAACUUCUUCAUUUCCUGUUUUAUAUUCCAAACACUUCUCUGCAGCUUUUCUAAACACCAUCAGAGUGAUAAACUAAGACGUUUCUCCAGCCUGUCCUCAUUACCUGUCUCUCCCACCUUCUCUCAAAGCGGCAAUUGUCUGAAAUGUAUGGAAUGAGCCUGUAAUUGUAUGCAGAACGUGUUAAAGAGAAAAUCUGUUUGAAGACCAUAGGGUCUGACAAGCUCACAGCUCCACAACUGACACUAGCUACCUUCUACUCUGCAUUAGGGGAGAAGGCCUAUAUAACAUCUCUUCACCUAAUGGAAAGUGAGUAGUUUAAGAAAGCAGCCAGCAAACAUCCUACCGUCAGCAUCUCAGAUGAGGAAGGCACUCUUUUUCUCUCCUUCCCCCUCUCACUUUUUCUGACUAGCUCCUUACAAUCGCCCAAUCCCGGCCUAAUUAAUGCCUGCCCAUGAAAUAACUUGUAGCUGUCAGCGUCUGCCUGGCCUCGCAAAAAUCCAAUAACUUUGAGGAGCAAUUUAGAUGGAACACCAGCUAAGCUCCAGCAAACUACAAAUGGUGCAUGGGACACACCCUGCUUCUUGCCUGGCAGCACUGUGCUGAGAUUGGUAGUGUUAAUGCACGUCAACUCACAGACUGCGAGGUGGAAUUUAUUACGUACUGGGAUGAUGUAUCUUUAAACUCUUUGUUUUUUCAUAAUCUCAUCAGGUACCUGAAAUAUUGGAAGUUUUGGAAUUGGAUAUGUGCCAAGUCUUAUUGCAAAAAUGUUGUGCCUGUCAUUUAUUACGUAUGUAAAUUAAAAUCGUUCCUUCUAUCA
Myxocyprinus asiaticus (Chinese sucker) is the source of this 2425-nucleotide messenger RNA. RefSeq names its product CD276 antigen-like. Lineage: Eukaryota; Metazoa; Chordata; Actinopteri; Cypriniformes; Catostomidae. The coding region runs from base 324 to 1226 and encodes 300 amino acids. The transcript has 8 exons. The record is from RefSeq and is a predicted model, not a curated record.